UCGGCUACUUCCCCUUUCGCUACGUAUCAACACUGACGGCACUAUUUACUUUCCACCACAUACUCAGCAGACAAACUUUAGCGUUCGAAGAGAGUGUUUGAAUUUUCUCCCAGACUUUAGGAAGAUUUGAAAACAUUUGAUCAUGGAUGGAGAUGUGCUGUCGUUGUCUUCUUUCUCGUCAUUAUCUUCCUCAGCAGCGUCCGGGACACAGAAAGAAACUUCACCAAAGAGCUACAGCAGCCUCCCUCAGAGCCAACAGGAUCACAAAUCAACUGAAGAAUUAUGGAUGGGGGAUGUGGGUCCAGUGGGAGGCCGGCUGCUGUCCACUGAGGAGCAGGUCACUCUGAUCACUGAGAGCAUGAUCGUCACCUCCACUGACCAGGAGAAACUUCAGCUGCUCAACAAGAACACUGAGCUCCGCAGAGUCAACAAAGAGCUGAUGAAGCUCAAUGAGGACUGGGACCAGGUGUACCGCAGUGCCACGCUGGGUCUACAGAGCAGACUGGAGGCGUUGGAGCUUGAGAACACUGCCAUCAAACAGCUCAACGGCAGACUGCUGCUCAAAGUCGACCACCAGCAGAGUGCAAAGGAGUACUAUGAGCAGGCGUUGAUGCAGGAGCUGAGAAAGAACCAGGAGCUGCAUGAAUACAUCAGAUUGUUGGAAAACAGAAUGCACCAGCCGGACAGAGACAGACCUCCUGCCCCACAGGGCAGCUUCAGUGCUGUGAUACGCGGUCCUGUGUCGGGCCCCAUCACUGAUCCUCCUGAAUGUCCCGAACUGUUGCCCAGUCACGUCCCUGGGUACAGCCCCUCAUCCACCUUUUCACACCCUUCGUCCAGCCCAGAGGCAGGGCGGCAAGGAAAAAGCCAGAAAAGUGCUACCCCACUGGGAGAAGUGAAGGCUCUAAAAGAGCAGCUGGAGGCACUGCAAUGUCAGACCCAAAUUUAUGAAGAAGAAUAUCAGACAGAGCAUAAUGACCAUAAACACACGCUGCAAGAGAACCGCAGGCUGAGGAGGAAGAGGGAGGAGACGCGCCAACAGGUGGCACUGCUGCAGGAGCAGCUCAAGGUCUAUGAGGAUGACUUCCGACGGGAGCGGUCUGACAAACAGAUGCUGCAGCGGCUGUUGCUGAAGAAAACGCCUCCGAACAAGGACCCCGUGCUCGUCCACCGCUGCAAUAAUGAGCAGCAGCCAGCAGGAGGAGACACGAGGACACAGAGUGGAGAGAAGAGAAAACAGCACCACCCACUCUGCCCCAAACACCCAAACAGGGACUAGGAGUCAGACUGAAGGUGGGGGGGGGGGAACAUCAUCAUAAAACACAGUCAAAUUAAGUUUUUAAUUAAUGACCCUGCUAAAUGUUAGCACUCAAUCUUCACUUAUCCUUCACCUUCCUCACUGACAGCACUUCAAUCUGAUUAAUGAAGACAAAUUCAUGUUGUUGUUUAUGGAAAAUAGUCGAAUAUGAGCAUAUCAUUGGUUAGAUACAUUUCUGUUCUUUAGGGUUUGUUCGGCUACCCCUCAAAAUAAAGAAGGUUAUAGUUAAAUUGAAGUUUAUUUUCUACAGGGACUUCCUGUAUAUUACUGACCAUAUCAGAACAAGUUCUCAGUUUGUUACGUAUAUUUAAUUAAUAUAUCUAAUACAAAUAUUUGUUGAUACAUCUCAAUAUACCCUAGCUGUUUCUCUAAAGGUAAUGUUUUUGUUUACUCAGAAUUUGACACAUUUUAAAGCCAUUAAAAAAUAUAAUUUCUCAAAAUAAUAAAAGAUAUAUACUUGAUAUAAGGGUGCUGGUAGUUUGUUACUUAUUUUAAACGUCUCAGCGUAAUAAUAGUUACCCAGCUUACGUCUAAAGGUUAUAUUGUCUCUUCUUUAUAUGCUGCAUCACUUUUGAGUCUGUCAAAUUGUUUCCCCUGAAGUGUCUAUGCUCAUGAAUGCAGCCACAAAGACACAAUAAAAGUCAAUGACACUGGAAUGUCAGACCAGUAAGCUGCUCAGUGUUGGGACGCCCCCCGAACAGAUGCUGAGGAUCCCUGCCUCUGGAGUGUGCUGCUGAGAUAAUGUUUCUCCUGACUCUGAAGGAAGCUGAGCGCUUUACUGCUGCAUGGUCACCGGUCCUCUGAACUGAAAAUACUGACACAUAUCGUCUCACUGGGGUUUUUCCUCUGUGUAUUAUUUACUCAGCAGCCUUGUCAUUUUCCUCUGAGAGACUGUGAAACAUUCCUCAACAUGUUUUCUGUAUCACGGCCCUAAACAUGAAGUUAGUUUUGCGGAAGAGUUUAUAACAAGUUAUCUAUUAAGAGGUUAUUUAGACAUUGAAGUAAUGAGUGAUAAAAUGCUCACACACAAACAUUUACACACUUUAAAAAGUCAAUGACAUCAUGCGUCAGCUGCUUGGAGACUGAAAAAACCCCACAAGGACAAAUUAUGACUCUCUACUCACAGUGAGGGAUGUGAUGAUGCUGCUGUUUCUUGACCACACAGACAACAAUCUGUGUCCUUAAACUUUGAUCUCCCACAGUUUUUAAGAAACGAAAUUGACAUCGAUUUCCUCUUUCUUCCUCCUUCCCUAUUUAAAAAAUCCAAAUAUGAGUGCCUGGUGAACAAAUAAGGGACUGUAUUAAAACAAUAAGUUAUUGAAGUUAUUUUCUUAACUCUUCAAUAGCGUUUAGGCCUGGAGCUCGCCUCACUUAAUUUAGAGAGUGGCUGUGGUUUUCUUUAUUUUCUUGUGCUUUCCAUAAUUUGAUGUUGAGGUUGUUGCAAUUUUUUAGGGAUACAGUAGGUUAUGAAGAAGAAAACAGUUAAAAAUGCAGUGGAGGGCCUCACUUUUUGACCAAAUUAAAUGUUAAAUUCCCCCUUCUCAUCCUUUUUUGUGAACAACAUCAGUUUGAUGCAGAAUGAGACAAACCUACAAAGUCUACUGAUAUGAAGCAAUACAUAUAAAUGGUAAAUAAAAAAUAUGAAAUAAGGGAAAAAACUGAAAUAAAACUAUGAAUGAA
Messenger RNA from Trematomus bernacchii (emerald rockcod), 2998 nucleotides. RefSeq lists its product as uncharacterized. Gene Ontology annotation, biological process: regulation of transcription by RNA polymerase II; cellular response to lipopolysaccharide. Lineage: Eukaryota; Metazoa; Chordata; Actinopteri; Perciformes; Nototheniidae. The transcript has 7 exons. Bases 143 to 1279 code for a protein of 378 amino acids. The record is from RefSeq and is a predicted model, not a curated record.